Vigna angularis (adzuki bean) is the source of this 2867-nucleotide messenger RNA. RefSeq names its product BEL1-like homeodomain protein 8. Gene Ontology annotation, molecular function: RNA polymerase II cis-regulatory region sequence-specific DNA binding; DNA-binding transcription factor activity, RNA polymerase II-specific. The coding region runs from base 276 to 2468 and encodes 730 amino acids. Gene Ontology annotation, biological process: regulation of transcription by RNA polymerase II. Lineage: Eukaryota; Viridiplantae; Streptophyta; Magnoliopsida; Fabales; Fabaceae. The transcript is spliced from 5 exons. The record is from RefSeq and is a predicted model, not a curated record.
UGUAGCACUGCUUAACUUCACCCUUCUCACUUCACAUUCAUUCAUACCAACAACAACAGCAACACUUCCCCAACCGGAAUCUUCACACUUCCCACCAAAUCUCAUCAAAACUUCUUUUCGAUCGCACUUAAGAAGGUAUUAUAAACUACCCACCAUGCUACUUCCUUCUCCACUAUACUAUAUCUCAAACUUCUCCUUUUUCAGUAUUAUUUUGGUUUCUUUGGUGGAUCCUAAGGCUUUGUUUGGAGUUAGAGUGGUGGGGUUAGGAGGUUGGAAUGAGCAGCUUAAGGCCUGAACUGCAUGUUGCCCAACAACUUCGGCGGGACAAAUUGAGGAUUCAAAACAGUUCCCAACAUUUGCAAGAGUUCCCAAGCAACCUAGAACAGUUAUCGUUACACCCAGGUUUCAACUUGGAUCUUCUUCAAGUGAGAAAUGUUCGAAAUGGAAACAUGCUUGACGAGGCCCUUUAUUCAUCGGAUAUGAUAUCUUUUUCCACUGCUUCGAAUCCUUUGUCCACUCCAAGAAACCCGUUGGAGUGUCAAGAACUGAUGAUGGCUCAGUAUGGUUCCACUUCGUUUCCUCAUUCAUCGUCCCCGAAGGACCAACAAUGUGAACCACGCCACUUGGGAGCUAAUUGGAUGGUGAAUUAUAACGAAAGCAACCCCAACACCAACAAUACCACCUUCUUCUCUUCUGAGCUUAAUAACAAUGCUUCUGGUGAAAUAGCCAAUAGAGAAAUUCAGAAGCAGUUCGGUGAAAUGCAUUACCCUCCUUCUUCGUCUUCGUCGCCUCCUCUUUACCAUAAUGCUUUGCAGGACAUGUCUUACGGCGUUUGGGGAGGAAACCAUGCUGAGCCUGUGCUUCAUUAUCAAGCAAACAACGAGUUACGUUUUGGGGGUGCUAAUUUAUGGACAAAUAGUAGCAGCGCGAUGGGUUUCAAGAAGAAUAAUGAACAAGACAUAAAUCCUCAUCAGGGUUUAUCACUGUCACUUUCCUCGAACUCACAAUCUAAGCCUUGUUUUGAAGAAGGGUCUGCAUCGGAUGACCCUACUCAAUAUUCAAUGUCAUUGAAGUCCUCCAUGAAGUUGAACGUUCUUUCAAACAAUACUGUUUAUCGAAAUGUUGGCCCUCUCGGUCCCUUCACCGGGUACGCCACGAUUUUGAAGAGUUCAAGAUUCUUGAAGCCGUGUCAACAGCUGUUAGAUGAGUGGUGCUGUCAAUACGGUUCAAAGUCUGCGAAAGGAGGGGGUUGUGACGUUCCAGAGUGGGUCUCUCGAGAUGUCAGUGCUGCCUCUAUUUCUGCAGCUGCAACUGCUGGUGAUGCUCUUAAUGUUGAUGAAAGUGGGGGUGCUGCAAAAGGUGUUAGCUAUCUGGGUGCUUCAUCCUCUGUGUUGUAUAGUUCAAAUGAAAAUGAUAAUACAAAUAGCGCUGAUGGCGGAGCCACGAGUAACUUUUGUCUUUCUUCUCGGCCAGAGUGCCAAAAGAACAAGGCAAAACUACUGUACAUGCAAGAGGAGGUUACUAGGAGAUACAAGCAAUACCAUCAACAGAUGCAAAUGGUUGUUCAAUCGUUCGAGUCUGUUGCUGGUCUUAGUUCUGCAACUCCUUAUGUCUCCUUGGCUCUCAAGUCAGUAUCGAAACACUUCAGAUGCUUAAAAGGUGCUAUCUCUGAUCAACUGAAGCUUACAUGUGAAGUCUUGGGAGAGGAAUUUUCAAUGCCAACUACAAGUAAUGGUGGUAAAUUUGACAGUAACAUGGCAAGGCUAAGGUGCAUGGAUCAAAGUUUUCAGAAAAACAAAUCUUUGGGGGCUAACAUAAACUUUCUUGAGCCCCAACAGCACGUGUGGAGACCCCAGAGAGGCUUACCAGAAAGAUCAGUGGCAAUUCUUAAAGCUUGGCUGUUUGAGCAUUUUCUUCAUCCGUACCCCACGGACACUGAUAAACACAUGUUGGCUACCCAAACAGGUCUUUCAAGAAACCAGGUAUCAAAUUGGUUCAUAAAUGCUCGAGUGCGUGUGUGGAAGCCAAUGGUUGAGGAAAUACACAUGCUCGAAACAAAGGGUGCAACAGAAGCCCACCAAGCCUCUAAUAAAAGUGAGCAGGUAGCUUCUGCAUCUGAAGGAAGCAACCAGCCCAAAUCAGAUCACCAACCUGUGAGCAGGUAUGGCACGCAUGCAUCAUCCUCAGCAGGCAAUGAGGAACACAUCGGGAUGAAUGAAGACCAAUGGAAUCAAGAGAAGAGGUCAAAACUGGAAUGCCAGAUUGCUGCCACACCAAACAUGGAUGGAACAGUGAUGGGGUUUAUGCCCUACAGAAGAGGUGGACUUGAGGUUGGUGGUCUUGGAUCUGUGUCACUCACUUUGGGUCUUAGGCAUAGUGUUGAAGGUGUGCAACAGCAACAACUGCAACAACAGGAGGAGCUUAGGCGUCAGUUUGGAGGGCACAUGAUCCAUGACUUUGUGGGCUAGUUAGAUACUUGUCACUUGGGAAAGAAUAAGAAUUGGUCAAGGGAAUGGGGACCCUUUUGUAGCUAAGUGGAAAAAAAGGAGUUUUGUAUACAUUUGCUUGGUGAUGAGGAAAAGGAGAGGUGGGUGGGUUACUGUGUAAGCUGUUUUUUACCUUCCAAUUUUUGCUUGUGUUGGGGAAAUUGUGAACUGAAAUUGGUGGCUAACCUUACAACAUGGCGGACGUGGUCAGUGUUAAACGUGCAAAGAUAGUGAAAAGCAGGGCAAAUAAUUCAAGGUCAAGUAUUCUUGCAUGCACAGUUCUGUAAUAUUUAACUUAAUGUGAUUUGGUCUACUUUAGAAAAAAGACAGAAAAGAACAGCAGCAAUAUUUAAACAAUAAAUUCUUCUCGUUCUAUUCCCA